AUGGCUGGAGCGAGUGCCGUUGGUGCUUCCUAUUCAAAGAAGAUAGCCUUUGUUUAUGUCUUUAAUUUAAUUGUCGGUGUUGGUGCUUUGGCAUUACCGUAUGCAUUCCAUCGGGCAGGUAUUGUGUCCGGAGUGUUAGUAUUGGCAUUGAAUGCAUUUAUGGCAUUCAUCUGCGUUACCUUUGUUAUCGAAGCCAUGUCUUCAUCUAACUUUAUGUUGAAACAUCAAAAGGAGGAACAAACAAGUUUGUUGAGUGAUGAUACAUCUAUUCAUUCUCUAAAUAGUGUGGACAAUAUUCAAAAUUUAACGACAAAGAAAAAGAAGAAGAAGAAAUCGGAAAUGAAUUCACCAGAGCUCAUUUCAUAUGCCACAAAUCCAUUCUCAAUAUUGGAGAGAACUGAGAUUGGAAAAAUGACAGAACAAUUUUUAGGAAUUGUUGGAAAAUCAUUCUUUUACAUUAUUAUAAUUGUGUACUUGUUUGGAGACUUGGCAAUUUAUGCGGUAUCAGUACCAACUUCGCUAUUGAAAGUUACUGGACCAAUGUUUGGAUUGUCACAAAUGGGAACCUACUACAUUUACUUGGGAAUAUUUGCCUGUAUUGUUGUUCCUUUUAGCUUUUUCAAUUUUCAAAAAACCAAAUAUCUCCAAUACGCUACUCUAGCUACAAGAAAUAUUGCCUUCUUCUUAAUGAUUUUACUGAGCUUAAUAUUUAUUAUUGAAGGACAUGGAUCGGCUAGAAAUCUUGAAAUAUUUAAUGUCUCUAUGGAACGAUUUUCCAAGUUGUUUUCAGUUUCAAUUUAUGCCUUCAUGUGCCACCACUCUCUCCCUUCUAUCGUUUCACCAAUUAAGGAUAAGAGAAGAAUAACUAUAAUGUUUUUAUUUGAUUUUGUGCUCAUUUUCAUUUCUUAUGUAUGCUUGUGCUAUGUUGCAGUAUUCGCUUUUGGAGAUCAACCUUUCGAGAAGUGCUCAAAUAGAAUCAGCGAUGGCCCUGCAUGCCAGAUUCAAGAACUUUUCACAUUGAAUUUCACAACUUAUCGAUAUACAAUCAUUGCUGCUUUCUUAGCUCUAUUUCCUGUGUUUACAUUAACAAGUAACUAUCCUCUUAUUGCGAUUACUUUGAGAAACAAUAUUCAAAUUUUGUUUGAAAGAGUGAAGAUUGUUCAUAAUUGGAAGUAUAAUUCCCUUCUAUUUUCAGCUAUUGCUGCAAUCCCUCCUAUCAUUUUAGCAUUUGUAUAUCAAAAUAUCCAAUUACUUGUAUCCUUUACUGGAGGAUUUGCUGGAUUGUUCAUCCAGUACGUUUUCCCUACCUUACUUGUUAUAUUUGGUAGACGGAGAACUUCGACGACAGGGGGUUCUGUUUCUUCACAACCACUAGAACUUGCUACUGACACAAGACUAUCUGCCAAAGUUGUAGGAGUUGCCAAGUCUUUUGGAAAAUAUUUGGUAACCAAACCGGCUGUGGUUUCAGAAAAUCCACACUCAAGUCCGUUCUAUCAUGGGUUUUGGAUUGUUGGCAUUUUGCUCUUCAGUCUUUUUGCUCUUAUUGUCAACAGUUAUGCGCUCAUUAAGUGUGAUAUUAUGAAAAUGUGUCAAUAG
Molecule: messenger RNA, 1596 nt
Organism: Naegleria lovaniensis
Lineage: Eukaryota; Heterolobosea; Eutetramitea; Acrasida; Naegleriidae
Exons: 6
Coding region: 1-1596 (531 amino acids)
Source: RefSeq, a predicted model, not a curated record